AUGGCUCCCCAGGACAAGUCUCAUAAGAAGACCCGCUCGGCUCUUAACGACGUGGUGACUCGUGAGUACACGAUCCACCUGCACAAGCGCGUGCACUCGAUCGCGUUCAAGAAGCGCGCGCCGAAGGGCGUCAAGGAGGUCGUCAAGUUCGCCCAGAAGGCCAUGGGCACGAAGGACGUGCGCCUCGACCCCAAGCUGAACCACGAGAUCUGGAAGCUCGGUGUGAAGGACGUGCCGCGCCGCCUGCGCGUGCGUCUCGAGCGCAAGCGCAACGACGACGAGGACGCGAAGGAGAAGCUCUACACCUACGCGACCCCUGUGCUGGGCAUCACCAACUUCCACGGUCUGCAGACCAACGUGAUCGAGCAGGACGAGUAG
This is a messenger RNA of Malassezia sympodialis ATCC 42132, 378 nucleotides long. RefSeq names its product 60S ribosomal protein eL31 (gene RPL31B). Gene Ontology annotation, cellular component: ribosome; cytosolic large ribosomal subunit. Gene Ontology annotation, molecular function: structural constituent of ribosome. Gene Ontology annotation, biological process: cytoplasmic translation. NCBI's taxonomy places the organism in Eukaryota, Fungi, Basidiomycota, Malasseziomycetes, Malasseziales, Malasseziaceae. The record is from RefSeq and is a predicted model, not a curated record.